Molecule: messenger RNA, 951 nt
Organism: Acanthoscelides obtectus
Lineage: Eukaryota; Metazoa; Arthropoda; Insecta; Coleoptera; Chrysomelidae
Source: the annotation of a GenBank genome assembly
UACCUUUCAAAAUUGUACCCAUAGAGACGCUUAUGCGAAACCCACACAGGUUUCUAAGGUGCCUGUCUUGAAUAGGCGACAACUGCAGUCCUGCGAAAACGCGGGUUCCCAGGGUACGGGUGCGGCGAUCCCCGCGAAAAAGAGUCAGUCAGUUGGGGUACGAGUACUCACCUUCCUACGGGUCACCAGGAGUCAAGCACGACUCCUCUUGACGUCUUGGUCCAACAGACAAUGGAUCCAACCUUUUCGAAGUCCAAUGCCGCCACCAGCGCUGCCUCACAAUAAAAUCCACAACCAGAAUUUCAAAAAUCUAGCUUGGAGGAAGCCUAUAACACCAAGGAACCAAGUCUACUCAGAUUGUCUGAAACAAUAGAAAUACCAGCUUUUCACGGAAGCGACCUUAGUAUUCCAGUAGACAGUCGACACCCAUCGGGUACUAUGGUCUGCGAACCCUUACACGUCGCCCCAGGGAUUUGCGUAGCCAGAACUCUGGUAGACAUACCAAACGACACAUAGAGAAGUCGCCGGACAAUCGCGAUUAGAAUAAUCAAUGUUUGUCCGUCGACUCAGACGAUUCGGAAAAACACACCUAUUUCGAUACUGAUGAGCGCCAGCACGGAAGAGAUCAGCCAAAAUCUUCUUUCAACGCAAGUCAAUACAAUUAACUGCAGCAGUAAAGUUUCAGCAAUAGGUUUUGAAGACGACAACGGAACGUCAAUGGAAAAAUACCUAAAGGGUAAAGAGUUCCAGUAUAUAGAAAUCCAUGAGCUUCUGGAGGAAUUUAAAGAUAUUUUUGCCGAGAAAGGAAAACCUUUAAAAGCAACGUCCCUAGUCAAGCAUAGGAUUGACACAGAAGAUAACCCACCAGUUUAUAAGCUACCUUGUCGUAUACCAUUAAAGUUACAGCAAGUAGUAAGAAAACAAGUCGACGGGUUACAUGGCGGUAAUUAA